Molecule: messenger RNA, 186 nt
Organism: Phanerochaete carnosa HHB-10118-sp
Lineage: Eukaryota; Fungi; Basidiomycota; Agaricomycetes; Polyporales; Phanerochaetaceae
Exons: 3
Coding region: 1-186 (61 amino acids)
Biological process (GO): mitochondrial electron transport, cytochrome c to oxygen
Source: RefSeq, a predicted model, not a curated record
AUGGCCAUUGCACCCAUCACCGGCAAACUCAGGAAGCGUUUCUGGCUCGACUUCUCUUGUGCCCUUGGCCUGGGCAUCUCCGCUGGCUAUGCUUUCUGGUAUGGUGUCCACUUGAAGUCCGUCCAACGCCAGGAGGAGUACUACCUCAAGCUCGAGCGCGCCAAGCGUCAGUCUGGCGACAUUUAA